Molecule: messenger RNA, 1566 nt
Organism: Ceratitis capitata (Mediterranean fruit fly)
Lineage: Eukaryota; Metazoa; Arthropoda; Insecta; Diptera; Tephritidae
Product: hexokinase type 2
Exons: 2
Coding region: 146-1507 (453 amino acids)
Biological process (GO): glycolytic process; glucose 6-phosphate metabolic process; intracellular glucose homeostasis
Cellular component (GO): mitochondrion; cytosol
Molecular function (GO): mannokinase activity; D-glucose binding; ATP binding
Source: RefSeq, a predicted model, not a curated record
AGACAUUUGAGCAACCAUUCAGAAUAUUUGCGAUCGCCAAACUUACAAGUUGGCAGCUGAACAUAGCUCAAUUACGUUAAAAUCAAUAGCACACGCACACAAACAUAUAAGAAAUUAAUUUAAAUUUAUAUAAAAAAUUGUUAAAAUGCAGGACCAACGCUUGAAGGAUUUUCUCAAAGAGUUCAUCAUCAGUGACUCUCAAUUACAUGAAGUGUACAAACGUUUCACAACUGAAAUUCAAAACGGCCUAAGCCUGGCGACACGUAAACAGGCGGAUAUAAAGUGUUACAUGACUUAUAUACAAGAUUUGCCAACUGGUGAUGAGAAGGGUAAUUAUUUGGCGCUAGAUUUGGGUGGCACAAAUUUUCGUGUUUUACACGUUUCACUUAAGGGCCAUCACGAGGCGGAAAUUGAAUCUAAAGUGUUUGUGGUGGAUAAGGAACUUAUGACUGGACACGGUACACAGCUCUUUGAUCACAUAGCAAAUUGUUUGGCUGAAUUUGUAAAAGAAUAUUCGUUAAAUAACCAACAUUUACCGUUGGGUUUUACAUUUUCAUUUCCCUGCGUACAAUUGGGACUGACAAAAGCAUUGUUGGUGCGUUGGACUAAGGGCUUUAAUUGUGCGGGCUCCGUGCAGGAAGAUGUGGGACGUUUGCUGAAAGAAGCCAUAGCUCGACGUGGUGAUUUGGAGAUCAAUGUGAUGGCUAUAUUAAAUGACACUACAGGUACACUAAUGUCUUGCGCACAUCGCAAUCCGGAAUGUCGUAUUGGUGUUAUUGUCGGCACGGGUUGUAAUGCCUGUUAUGUUGAGCGCGUGGAAAAUGCUGAGCUGUUGGAAUCGGAAUACAAAGUUGAUAAGACGCAUAUAAUUGUGAAUACAGAAUGGGGUGCAUUUGGCGAAAGCGGAAAGUUGGAAUUUGUGCGCACAGAUUAUGAUCGUACCAUUGAUAAGGCGUCGCUAAAUGUGGGCAGUCAGCUGUUAGAGAAAAUGAUAUCAGGCAUGUACUUGGGCGAACUAGUGCGUUUGGUGCUGGCCGAUGCUAUAACCCAAAAUUUAAUAUUUUCACGCACAAGUGAUAAGCAAUGUUUAAUUAAUACUUUAAGGGAAAAUGUAUGCUGUUUCGAGGCACGAUUCAUUUCGGAAAUUGAAAACGACAACUUUCCGGAUUUCCAACAAACUCGCACAAUUCUAAAAGAAUUAUUUGCAAUGGAAAAAGCUUCUGUAGAAGAUUGCCAAAAACUCCGAUAUAUUUGCGAGUGCAUUUCUAGGCGUGCAGCUAAUUUGGUUGCUGUGGGCAUAAGCAGUUUAAUAAAUAGAAUAGCAGAACCGCAUGUUGUGGUAGGUGUAGAUGGUUCCGUUUAUCGGCUUCAUCCACAUUUCGAUGCUUAUAUGCGCGAAACAAUGCGGAAAUUGGUGAAUCCGAAAAUAACAUUUGAUUUAAUGCUUUCGGAAGAUGGUUCCGGUCGCGGUGCAGCGUUGGUUGCAGCGGUAGCUAGUAAAAACUAAUAUACGCGAACGAUGUUUAAUUUAACAUUUUAGCUUAAUAAAAAAUUAUAACAACCAUA